Molecule: messenger RNA, 3247 nt
Organism: Capra hircus (goat)
Lineage: Eukaryota; Metazoa; Chordata; Mammalia; Artiodactyla; Bovidae
Product: histone-lysine N-methyltransferase PRDM9
Exons: 11
Coding region: 1-3039 (1012 amino acids)
Biological process (GO): regulation of immune system process; regulation of cytokine production; negative regulation of transcription by RNA polymerase II
Cellular component (GO): PcG protein complex; nucleus; transcription regulator complex
Molecular function (GO): zinc ion binding; protein binding; histone methyltransferase activity
Source: RefSeq, a predicted model, not a curated record
AUGAGGCCGAACAGGUCUCCAGAGGAGAGCACUGAGGGAGAUGCUGGGAGAACAGAGUGGAAGCCCCCGGCGAAAGAUGCUUUCAAAGACAUCUCUGUAUACUUCUCCAAGGAAGAAUGGGAAGAGAUGGGAGAAUGGGAAAAAAUUCGAUAUAGGAAUGUGAAAAGGAACUACGAAGCGCUGAUUGCUAUAGGUUUCAGAGCCACUCGACCAGCUUUCAUGCAUCACCGCAGGCAGGUCAUCAAACUCCAGGUAGAUGACACUGAGGAUUCUGAUGAAGAAUGGACACCAAGGCAGCAAGGUAAACCUUCUUUGAUGGCCUUCAGAGUGGAGCACAAUAAACACCAAAAGGCAAUGUCCAGGGCACCAUUAAGUAAGGAAUCUAGUUUGAAGGAAUUGCCAGGAGCAGCAAAAUUGCUGAAGACAAGUGGCUCCAAGCAGGCUCAGAAACCGGUGCCCCCUCCCAGAAAAGCAAGGAUCCCUGGACAGCACCCCAGACAAAAAGUCGAAUGCAAAAGAACGGAGACUGGAGUGAAGAGGUACAGUCUACGAGAAAGAAAGGGCCAUGUGUACCAAGAGGUCGGCGAGCCCCAGGAUGACGAGUACCUCUAUUGUGAGGAGUGUCAGAACUUCUUCAUCGACAGCUGUGCUGCCCACGGGCCCCCAACCUUCGUAAAGGACUGUGCAGUGGAAAAGGGGCAUGCCAACCGCUCAGCCCUCACUCUGCCCCCUGGGUUAAGUAUCAGACUGUCGGGCAUCCCUGAGGCUGGGCUUGGAGUGUGGAAUGAGGCGUCUGAUCUGCCGCUGGGCCUGCACUUUGGUCCCUAUGAGGGCCAGAUCACAGACGAUGAAGAGGCCGCCAACAGUGGAUACUCCUGGCUGAUCACCAAAGGGAGAAACUGCUACGAGUAUGUGGAUGGAAAGGACACGUCCUUGGCCAACUGGAUGAGGUAUGUGAACUGUGCCCGGGACGACGAGGAGCAGAACCUGGUGGCCUUGCAGUAUCAAGGGCAGAUCUUCUACCGAACCUGCCGGGUGGUCAGGCCGGGCUGUGAGCUGCUGGUCUGGUACGGGGACGAGUAUGGCCAGGACCUCGGCAUCAAGCGGGACAGCAGCGGGAAGAGCGAGUUCGCGGCCGGGAGAGAACCGAAGCCCGAGAUCCACCCAUGUGCCUCCUGCUCUCUGGCCUUCUCCAGUCAGAAAUUCCUCAGCCAACACGUCCAACGCAAUCACCCCUCUCAGACCCUCCUGAGACCAUCUGCAAGAGACCACCUCCAACCAGAGGAUCCCUGCCCAGGCAAUCAAAAUCAGCAGCAGCGAUAUUCCGAUCCACACAGCCCAAGUGACAAACCUGAGGGUCGCGAGGCCAAGGACAGGCCCCAACCUUUGCUGAAAAGCAUAAGGCUGAAGAGGAUUUCAAGGGCCUCCUCCUACUCACCCAGAGGACAAAUGAGGGCUUCUCGGGUGCAUGAGAGAAUCACAGAAGAGCCCAGCACAAGCCAGAAACUGAAUCCAGAGGACACGGGCAAAUUACUCAUGGGGGCAGGGGUCUCAGGGAUUAUAAAAUUCAAGUACGGAGAGUGUGGGCAAGGAUCCAAGGAUAGGUCAAGUCUCAUCACAAACCAGAGGACACACACAGGGGAGAAGCCCUAUGUUUGCAGGGAGUGUGGGCAAAGCUUCAGUCAGAAGUCCCAUCUCAUCACACACCAGAGGACACACACAGGGGAGAAGCCCUAUGUUUGCAGGGAGUGUGGGCGAAGCUUCAGUCGGAAGUCAGUCCUCAUCACACACCAGAGGACACACACAGGGGAGAAGCCCUAUGUUUGCAGGGAGUGUGGGCGAAGCUUCAGUCGGAAGUCAGUCCUCAUCACACACCAGAGGACACACACAGGGGAGAAGCCCUAUGUUUGCAGGGAGUGUGGGCAAAGCUUCAGUCAGAAGUCAGUCCUCAUCACACACCAGAGGACACACACAGGGGAGAAGCCCUAUGUUUGCAGGGAGUGUGGGCAAAGCUUCAGUCAGAAGUCCCAUCUCAUCACACACCAGAGGACACACACAGGGGAGAAGCCCUAUGUUUGCAGGGAGUGUGGGCAAAGCUUCAGUCAGAAGUCAGUCCUCAUCACACACCAGAGGACACACACAGGGGAGAAGCCCUAUGUUUGCAGGGAGUGUGGGCGAAGCUUCAGUCAGAAGUCAGUCCUCAUCACACACCAGAGGACACACACAGGGGAGAAGCCCUAUGUUUGCAGGGAGUGUGGGCGAAGCUUCAGUCAGAAGUCAGUCCUCAUCAGACACCAGAGGACACACACAGGGGAGAAGCCCUAUGUUUGCAGGGAGUGUGGGCGAAGCUUCAGUCAGAAGUCAGUCCUCAUCACACACCAGAGGACACACACAGGGGAGAAGCCCUAUGUUUGCAGGGAGUGUGGGCAAAGCUUCAGUCAGAAGUCAGUCCUCAUCACACACCAGAGGACACACACAGGGGAGAAGCCCUAUGUUUGCAGGGAGUGUGGGCGAAGCUUCAGUGUCAAGUCACAUCUCAUCAGACACCAGAGGACACACACGGGAGAAAAGCCGUAUGAGUGCCAUCUGUGUGGAAAAGCCUUCACUGAGUCUUCUGUCCUUAGACGACAUGAGAGGACUCACACUGGAGAGAAGCCAUACGAAUGUCACCUGUGUUGGAAAGCCUUCACUGAUUCUUCUGUCCUUAAGCGGCAUGAAAGAACUCACACUGGAGAGAAGCCAUAUGAAUGUCACCUAUGUGGGAAAACCUUCAAUCACUCCUCUGUCCUUAGACGACAUGAAAGAACUCACACGGGUGAGAAACCGUAUGAAUGCAAUAUAUGUGGUAAAGCCUUCAAUAGGAGUUAUAACUUUAGAUUGCAUAAGAGAAUUCACACUGGAGAGAAACCAUAUAAAUGUUACCUAUGUGGAAAAGCCUUCAGUAAAUAUUUUAACCUCAGACAACACGAGAGAACUCAUGCUGUAAAGGUAAUAAAUGAAGAUUCACCACCCAUACCUUCAAAGUAUAAACACUCUUGAGGACUCACACAAUGAAGAAAUACUGUGUUUAUUUUCAAUGUAUAAGAGUCAUUAUGCAUCCUUAUUAAUUGACUAAAGUUAAUUCACAGUAGACAGAAUCCAUGUGCAUGUCACCUGUGUAACAAAGCCUUUAGCAGUGGACUCAUGGGAGAACAAACUGAAUGGAAUGAAUGUGGAGGGAGCUUCAUCCUCAGCUGUGACUGUGAAA